AUUUACUUUAAAUGACUUACAUAUGUAAUUUAAUAUGUUCAAAGAAUACAAUAAUAGUAUUGCAAGCAUUAUACAAGUCCUAUAUAAUCUAAAUCCCAAGAUGUUGAUUGAUCGGUGAAAAUAAAAGAAAUAUAUGUGUGUGUGAGUAUGCUAAACUUAGCUAUAAAGAAUUUUUUUAAUUGUUACAAAAUUCUUAAGAACGUUGUAUUAGGAAAAUAUUUCCUCUGCAUGAAUUUGUUAUAUUUUUAUUUAAUAUAUUCCAUUCUUUUGUCAAAUAUGAAGCAUAUUUUGUUUAAAAUAUUGUGUAAAUAUCAUCAUACUACCAGACAUAACUAUAUAGUCAUUAGAACUAUUAUAUUUAAAAAUGGUGUAAAGUAUUUAUAACAGGAACAAAUAUAAUAAUAAAGUAAUCAAAUAUAUAU
Molecule: messenger RNA, 422 nt
Organism: Nezara viridula (southern green stink bug)
Lineage: Eukaryota; Metazoa; Arthropoda; Insecta; Hemiptera; Pentatomidae
Source: the annotation of a GenBank genome assembly